UUCAUGCACCUCUUUCUCUCUCAACACUCAUCCACUAUAAAGAUUUCCCUCCAAACCCAUUUCUCCCAAAUAUCUCUCUCUCUCUCUCUCUCUCUCUCAACACAAAACCCAUCUCUGCAAACCACAAAAAUUGGACUGAUAUGUACGGGUGCGAGUGUGCGCCGGUGAUUCUCCCGGCAAAUAAUACCGUUGAGUUUCCGGCGUAUCGCCGGAGCUCAAGCUUCAGUAGCCUCAUCCCAUGCUUGUCAGAAACAUGGGGUGACUUGCCGUUAAAAGUUGACGACUCAGAAGACAUGGUCGUAUACGGGUUUCUACGUGACGCGGUUAGUGUGGGCUGGACGCCGUUUAAUAUAACGGCCACAAACGUUAAGAUUGAGCCGAGAGAUGAAAUGGAGCCGGCUACGACGAUGGCUCAAUUGGUGGCGCCGCAGGUGAAGGAGGAGCCGGUGGUAUCGCCGCAGAAGGGAAGGCAUUAUAGGGGAGUGAGGCAGCGGCCGUGGGGGAAGUUCGCGGCGGAGAUAAGGGAUCCGGCGAAGAACGGCGCGAGGGUAUGGCUCGGGACUUACGAGACCGCCGAGGAAGCCGCUCUGGCCUACGACAGAGCGGCUUACCGGAUGCGCGGCUCGCGGGCUCUGCUUAACUUCCCGCACCGUAUCGGCUCCAACGAGCCGGAGCCGGUUCGGAUAACGGCCAAGAGGAGGUCGCCGGAGCCGUCCACGUCGGUUUCGGAGAGCGGCUCGCCGAAGAGGAGGAAAAGAGGGGUGACGGCGGGCGAGGUGGAAGUGGAGAGCCAAUCAAAUGCGUUCCAAGUGGAGUGCCAGAUGAGACAAUUGCCCGUCGGCGAGCAACUAUUGGUUAGCUAGAUUUGAGCUGGCGAUGAGGUGGGCAUUUUUUUUUGUGUGGGUGGGGGUGGCAGGUUAGGAAAUUUUGGUGUGGUGGGGACCAGUUUGGCUGAUUUGCAAAAUGUCAAAUGUGUAAAUGGAUACUCCUAUUCCUACAUGGAGUAUUUGUUUUAAUUACAUGAUGAAAGUCCAACCAAUUAACCAAAUGUGUGAUAUUUGAGAGCCAAGCCUUUUCGUUUUUUUGUUUUUGAUUGUUAAUGUAUGUAUUGUUUUGCUUUUGGGGGUAAGAAAAGAAAGAGCUUCGUUGAAAA
Messenger RNA from Rhododendron vialii, 1153 nucleotides. RefSeq names its product ethylene-responsive transcription factor 2-like. Gene Ontology annotation, molecular function: DNA binding; DNA-binding transcription factor activity. NCBI's taxonomy places the organism in Eukaryota, Viridiplantae, Streptophyta, Magnoliopsida, Ericales, Ericaceae. The record is from RefSeq and is a predicted model, not a curated record. Gene Ontology annotation, biological process: regulation of DNA-templated transcription; ethylene-activated signaling pathway. The transcript has a single exon. The coding region runs from base 141 to 863 and encodes 240 amino acids.